Messenger RNA from Tupaia belangeri chinensis (Chinese tree shrew), 2206 nucleotides. It is a transcript of the gene ARSB, whose product is annotated as arylsulfatase B. NCBI's taxonomy places the organism in Eukaryota, Metazoa, Chordata, Mammalia, Scandentia, Tupaiidae. Gene Ontology annotation, molecular function: sulfuric ester hydrolase activity. The record is from RefSeq and is a predicted model, not a curated record.
GGCGGCCGGCGGGGUGCUCCUGGACAACUACUACACGCAGCCACUGUGCACGCCGUCGCGGAGCCAGCUGCUCACCGGUCGCUACCAGAUCCAUACAGGCUUACAACAUCAAAUAAUCUGGCCCUGUCAGCCCAGCUGUGUUCCUCUGGAUGAAAAACUCCUGCCCCAGCUUCUCAAAGAAGCAGGCUACAGUACCCAUAUGGUCGGGAAAUGGCACCUGGGAAUGAGAGUGCCUUCCAACGCGCCGAGGCUUUGACACCUACUUUGGAUAUCUUCUAGGGAGUGAAGAUUACUAUUCCCAUGAGCGCUGUACACUAAUCGAAGCUUUGAAUGUCACACGAUGCGCUCUUGAUUUUCGAGAUGGUGAAGAAGUUGCAACAGGAUACAAAAAUAUGUAUUCAACAAACAUAUUUACUGAAAGGGCUACGACCCUUAUAACUAACCACCCACCAGAGAAGCCUCUGUUUCUCUACCUUGCUCUCCAGUCUGUCCACGAGCCCCUUCAAGUCCCUGAGGAGUACCUGAAGCCAUACGACUUCAUCCAAGAUAAGAACAGGCAUCACUAUGCAGGAAUGGUGUCCCUUAUGGAUGAAGCAGUAGGAAAUGUCACUGCAGCCUUAAAAAGUCGUGGGCUCUGGAACAACACGGUGUUUAUCUUCUCCACAGACAAUGGAGGGCAGACCUUGGCUGGAGGCAAUAACUGGCCCCUACGAGGAAGAAAAUGGAGCCUGUGGGAAGGAGGUGUGCGAGGGGUAGGCUUCGUAGCAAGCCCCUUGCUCAAACAGAAGGGUGUGAAGAACCGGGAGCUCAUCCACAUCUCCGACUGGCUGCCAACACUUGUGAAGCUGGCCGGAGGCCACACCAAAGGCACCAAGCCUCUGGACGGCUUCGAUGUGUGGAACACCAUCAGCGAAGGAAGCCCGUCCCCCAGAACGGAGCUGCUGCAUAACAUUGACCCGUACUUCGUAGACUUUUCACCGUGUCCUGGGAACAGCAUGACUCCAGCAAAGGAUAAUUCUCUUCCAGAAUAUUCAGCCUUUAACACAUCUGUCCAUGCUGCAAUUCGACAUGGAAAUUGGAAGCUGCUCACUGGCAACCCAGGCUGUGGUUACUGGAUCCCUCCACCAUCUCAAUACAGUGUUUCUGAGAUACCCUCACCAGACCCACCAACCAAGACCCUCUGGCUGUUUGAUAUUGAUCAGGACCCCGAAGAGAGGCGUGACCUGUCCGGAGAAUAUCCCCACGUGGUCGCCAAGCUCCUGUCCCGCCUGCAGUUCUACCAUAAGCACUCAGUGCCCGUGUACUUCCCCGCACAGGACCCCCGCUGUGAUCCCAAGGGCACUGGGGCCUGGGGCCCGUGGAUGUAGGAGUCCAGGCAGGCUAGAAACCUUUCUGCUGCAGGUAGGCCCUCAGCUUCCACUCUCCUCUCAUUGUUUCUCCCCCGCUGAGUUCACCUGGCCCUUGUCCUGCUCUUCAACCACACUGAGGUGUCUGCCUCCAACCCCUGGAGCACUGAAGGAGCGGAGAAAAGCUGGAGACUCCCGCUGUUGGCCAGGCAUGUGGCUAGAUCCGAAGGGGGCUGGGUUCAUCCCCUUUUCCUCAGCUUGGCAUUGCUGGGAACUUGACGAGAGCAGGAGUUCUCCUCGUGUCCUGGAGGCUGGAGCAGCUGGCUCUUCUUGCUCACAAGUCAGACGUUAGAUUUCCCUCUGCCAAUAGCUGAUUUUAUUGGAGUGACUCACAUUUCUUGUAACAAAUGAAGGGCACAGACGCUCGUUAAUGGUCCCACUGGCCAGGGGCUCUCCCUGUCUGUGAGAGAUCAAGCUAAGGCAUUCCGAGUGCAUGACCCCUCGGUUCACUCACUCAUCUUGUCAGGGAGCGUUAGGCUCCCUCGUUGUUAAGGUCCACAUGGCAACGUGCCUGCACCUCCGUGUGGGUUUUUAUAAUAAGGAAAUGUGUUUUUAUCUUCAUUUUCCCCCAACCAUUGCUCAUUCUGUCUAGACUUCCUGCCACCCCCAACUCCCCUGUGGCUCUUUCUUGCCUUUCUUUUUGACUCCGAUGCUCUGUGCCUAAGGCCACUUGCUCCUCUCCUCUGGGCACCCUGGUUUUUGGAACACUGUGGAGCCAUGCCUUCCUUUUGCCCCUAGUGCUGGGGCUGGAGCUGGAGCCUCCCCAGAGAGGGCGGUCGAGUCAGUCCGUGAGCAUGCCC